CUUCCUCUCAUCCUUAUUUCCUCGACCGAAUGCAUCUCUCUUAUCUUCUUAUUUAUCCCUUUCUGUCUCUCAAUGCAUAACAAUUAACAUGUUCUUCUCCAAGGUCUCUGUGUGACUCCUUACCAUCAUUAAUCAACUACAGUGAAAUCAAGUAGCUUCAGAAGAAUAUGUACCGAGAAUUUGUGUCUGCAAUUUAAUGAGAGUACUCGGAGAGGGAUGUCGAUGUCGUGCCUGUUGCCACAGUUCAAGUGCUCGCCAGACACUUUUGCUGUUAACUUCAAGUUGCAGAACCAUUCUUUUGCGCACUUCUCAAGAAAGAGAGACGCUCUCAAUUUCCAGGCACAGUGUGUCUUAUCUGUUGCAUCAGCUCCAACACUGACUUCAUCAACUACACUGCUAGAGCUUGAGGAGCUUCAGUUAUCGCCAUUUGAAGCUAUUCCGAAUUCUGUUACUGCUGAUAGACCAUGGACGGCAGAAACUUCAGCAUCAAAAGAUGUGAUACUCGACUUGGAGAAGUUGUCUUCUUUGGAUACUCAUCCAAUUAAUAUUGCUGCAAACAAUCCAUUAACAUUUACUGGAUCAAUUGGACAACUUGCUGAGGUAAGUCUUGGAGCAAAUUUUAAUCGGGAGACUAUUCUUACAAGUGAAGAGACCAUCAUCAAUGCUGCUGCAUCCGAAGCUCUUGCUUUAGCUAAGGCUGCUGUAAGGGUAGCAAAAGAUGCAGCGAUGAUGGUCGGACACCGUAAAUCAAUAAAGUCUGAUAGUGCCAAUUUAGAAACUUUACCUGAAGUAGUUACAACAUUGAUUGGCAAUAAUCAUUUCUCAGAAAGAGUAGAUUUCGGAGAAUCCAAAGUUGCCGAAAUAGGGUUAGGGGAAAAUUAUUCGGCCUCUCAACCUAUUGAAGGAUCUGAUUAUGUGGAUCCUAGUGCAGAGGAACUUGAAUUUCUUGAGGCACAACUCUCCAAGAGCAUAGCUGUUAGGUCAACGCGCCAAAAAGAGAGAAAGGCCAGAAGAAGUCGGGUGGACAAUAAGUCGGCUGCCAACACUGUGCCCAUGAAAUCAGGUUCGUUGAGCCGGAAGAAGCGCUCUUCUGUGCAGGAAGUGAAUUAUUCAGAUCCCCUGCGUUAUUUGAGAGGGAUCGCGAGUAAUUCUAAGCUGCUUACUGCUUCUGAAGAGCAAGUGCUGUCAGAAGGCAUUCAGGUUCUACUGAAUUUGGAAAGACUUCGUGAGGAGUUCUCACAGCGUUGUGGUGGUGAGCCUACUUUUACCCAAUGGGCUGCAGCUGCUGGUGUUGAUCAGAAAACCUUGAGGCAGCAAAUAAAGUACGGUGUACAUUGUAAAGAUAAAAUGGUAAAGAGCAACAUACGUCUAGUUAUUUCCAUUGCAAAACACUAUCAGCGAGUUGGAUUGAGUCUUCAAGAUUUGGUUCAGGAAGGAUGUCGAGGCCUUGUCAGAGGUGCAGAGAAAUUUGAUGCGUCAAAAGGUUUCAAGUUUUCUACCUAUGCUCACUGGUGGAUAAGGCAAGCGAUACGGAAAUCCCUCUCUGACCAGUCAAGGACAAUUAGACUACCCCACCACAUGGUCGAGGCAAGUUAUAAAGUGAGAGAAGCAAGAAAGAAACUGUACAGCGAGAAAGGUAGACUACCAGACGACGAAGAACUUGCUGAGGCCACAGGGCUUUCCGUGAAACGGGUUUCUGCCGUCAAAUUGGCGCCAAAAGCUACAAUAUCCCUCGACCGGAAAGUCGGGUUCAACAAGGACCUCGACCUCUCGGAAGUGAUUGCGGAUCCUGAAGCAGAAACAUCUGAGGACUUGCUCCUUAAGCAGUUCAUGAAACAGGAUUUGGCCAAGGCUUUAGACAGUCUGAGGCCAAAAGAGAAGCAAGUUGUAAAGUGGAGAUUCGGUCUAGAAGAUGGUAGAAUGAUGGCUUUGCAAGAGAUUGGGCAGCUUAUGGGUGUGAGCCGGGAAAGAAUCAGACAAAUCGAGUCCUCGGCUUUCCGGAAGUUGAAGAACAAGAAGAGAAACAUGCACUUGCAGCAGUAUGUUAGGCUGCAACAACAAUGACGUUUAUAGGCAUCAACUUUCAUUUUAAUGUCUGUUUGAUUUAUGUUAGAGAAGCAUGAAAAAUUUUAUUAAAUGUUUUUUAUUUGUUUACCGUGUCAACCUCGGCAUUCUCUUUUCUGGUUAGGCCUAGGCAGCAUUGAUUGUGCUACGAAUAGUUUCCGAAUCUCUUUCGAAUAGCAGUACAUAUUUUGUAUUGGCAUAUGAUAACUGAUUAAGGUCAAUUUUGGUUUAUGAAAGUGAAAUUAGAUUGUUGUAUGUUCUUGUACCUUUUCAUUUUUGUCGACUUUGG
This is a messenger RNA of Striga asiatica, 2353 nucleotides long. NCBI's taxonomy places the organism in Eukaryota, Viridiplantae, Streptophyta, Magnoliopsida, Lamiales, Orobanchaceae. The record is from the annotation of a GenBank genome assembly.